Molecule: messenger RNA, 1575 nt
Organism: Brassica rapa (field mustard)
Lineage: Eukaryota; Viridiplantae; Streptophyta; Magnoliopsida; Brassicales; Brassicaceae
Product: deoxyhypusine synthase-like
Biological process (GO): peptidyl-hypusine biosynthetic process
Cellular component (GO): cytoplasm
Molecular function (GO): deoxyhypusine synthase activity
Source: RefSeq, a predicted model, not a curated record
UGUACCGGAUAAACCGAACUAAACCAAUACCGGAUCCAAUAGCGUCAUGCCGCGGGAUUAUUUAAAAACCAAGUUUAGAUUCGGACCGAACCAAUCAUUUCUCAGCAAAGCUUCUUGUCCUAGAACCCUGGAACUCCUUCACAGUUCCAGUUCGUUCUUCGACCAAUAUGGAGGAGGAUCGUGUCUUCUCUACCGUUCACUCCACGGUUUUCAAGGAAUCCGAACCGUUAGAAGGCAAGUGCGACAAAAUCGAAGGAUACGAUUUUAAUCAAGGAGUCAAUUACCCUAAGCUUCUCCGAUCAAUGCUCACCACAGGAUUCCAAGCCUCGAAUCUCGGCGAAGCUAUUGAUAUCGUCAAUAAAAUGCUAGACUGGAGACUUGCUGAUGAAGAUACGGUAGCUGAAGAGGAAAAGGAGUCCGUGAGGUGUAAGAUAUUUCUGGGAUUCACUUCGAAUCUUGUUUCUUCUGGUGUUAGAGAGACAAUUCGAUAUCUUGUUCAGCAUCAUAUGGUUGAUGUUAUAGUCACAACAACUGGUGGUGUAGAGGAAGAUCUCAUAAAAUGCCUUGCACCUACAUAUAAAGGUGACUUCUCUCUACCAGGUGCUUAUCUGCGUUCAAAGGGACUAAACCGAAUCGGGAACUUGCUGGUUCCUAAUGAUAACUACUGCAAGUUUGAGGAUUGGAUCAUUCCCAUCUUUGAUGAGAUGCUCAAGGAACAGAAACAAGAGAAUGUGUUGUGGACACCUUCUAAACUGUUAGCACGGCUGGGAAAAGAAAUAAACAAUGAGAGUUCAUACCUUUAUUGGGCUUACAAGAUGAACAUUCCAGUGUUCUGCCCGGGGCUAACAGAUGGUUCUCUCGGCGAUAUGCUUUAUUUUCACUCCUUUCGCACCUCUGGCCUUGUCAUCGACGUAGUGCAAGAUAUAAGAUCUAUGAAUGGCGAAGCAGUACAUGCAACUCCAAGAAAGACAGGGAUGAUCAUUCUUGGAGGGGGCUUGCCGAAGCACCACAUAUGUAAUGCCAACAUGAUGCGUAACGGUGCGGAUUACGCUGUGUUCAUAAACACAGGGCAAGAGUUUGAUGGGAGCGACUCAGGUGCACGCCCUGAUGAAGCAGUGUCCUGGGGUAAAAUAAGAGGAUCUGCUAAAACUGUCAAGGUCUGUUUCAAAAUUUUCUUUGAUCUCUCAUCACAUCUACACUAUGUUGUUCUAGAGUUACAUUUUUUUUUUAUGAUGGAUCAUUCUUGUAGGUGCACUGUGAUGCUACCAUAGCUUUCCCUUUGUUGGUUGCUGAAACAUUUGCCUCAAAGAGAGAACAAACCUGUGAGCCCAAGACCUAAGCAUUCAACAAUUUUUUUUAAGUUCAAAAAAAAAAAGACCUAAGCACUCAGAUUGUAUUUGAUUAACAUUUUAUUUCAUUUUAAGUGUCGUUUUAUAUUUUUAAUGCAUAAGUUUUGUUAAAUUUUCUAGUUUUAUCCUUAUUGUUUUUAUUUUAUUAAUGUUGCUGAAAUAUAUUUAUUAACAUAUCUAUUAUACCUUUUAGUUAUACAAGAAAAAAACAAACUAAAGAAAAAUA